Messenger RNA from Platichthys flesus (European flounder), 935 nucleotides. RefSeq lists its product as uncharacterized. The record is from RefSeq and is a predicted model, not a curated record. The coding region runs from base 68 to 751 and encodes 227 amino acids. The transcript has 5 exons. Lineage: Eukaryota; Metazoa; Chordata; Actinopteri; Pleuronectiformes; Pleuronectidae.
CACACACACAGCAUAGAGAGAGAGAGAUGCAGCUUUGGAACAAGAGAAAACAGCUUGAAAUGACAUCAUGAAGGAGUUAUCUCUGUCUCUGCUGAGUCGAGGCUGUGGUCAAUUGAUCUCGUCCAAGAGAAAUCCUGGAGGACAUGAUGGACGGCUGGACGUCUGCUUCACACCACAGGAUUACUACAUCUGGAAGUCCCAGGAGCCUCUGCUGCAUUGGUCCAACAGUGGUCGCCUACUUGUAAAAGCAGUGUCAACCCUUCCAAAGACGUACAGCACUCGUAGGGGCCCACUGCUACUGUACUCUCAGGACCUGGUUUCAACGGAAAGAAAAUGUAGGUUAGUGGCUGGUAACAGGAAGAAGCGGGCUGUACAACAUUGCUCUCAACAAGUGGAACAGCAGCUCAGCACCCUGAAGGAGCUGACAUCGGCCAUUUUGAGCUACAGAAACAAUAAGUGCUCCUAUUCCAGACUCGCUCCAUCCCUCUUUCCUCCCCUUCACGUCCCUCCAGUUCCAAAUGUUCGUUUUCCCAAUCUUCAGCGGGCUUGCUCCACACCAGCACAGCCCAGUCCAGAGUUGUUUGUGCAGCAUAACCCAGUGUGGCUUCCUGCAGAGGAAAACGAUGAACAACUGGAGAAUCAACCUGAAGGUUAUAACAUUUUGACGGAUAGAAAGAUACCCCUCCAAUCCAGCGUUUACACACUUCUCAUGUUCUUUUCAUAUGCCUUGUUUAGCUUUUCUUGCUGUUAAACCAACUAAAUAGAAGGAUAAAACCAAUUCUAAAAUAAUCCUAUUCUGCAGAAAAAGAUGAGCUGGUCAACAGGAGAAGAGUCAGGCUGGAUAUGUUCCUUCAAAUAACAUGUACCUCCAGGAGUCCAACCCCACAGACAGAGUCUCAGCCCUGGGUACAUUAUGUAGCGUUAACCCCUGAAGA